CCUAAAUUUACAGAAACUUCCGCUUCCGGAUGGGGGCAGAUACCCGAAAUUUUUGAGAUCAGAUUAAUUUUACUGAUAUAUUUUACUUAAUGUUAUUGUCAUGUCUUGACACAAGUGUUAUUUGAAGUUCACACAUUUCCCCAUUCCGUAUUGAAGUUUUCACUAAUCUUAAUUUUGACAAAAUGUCGAUAAUCCAAGUAACCGGCAGCAGUGGUAGGAUAGCAGUUGAUCGUACACCAUUUUACGGAACAAGAGUUCCACCAGAAAUUAAGAAACUAUCAAAACCACUGGCUAAACUAGACAAACAGACUUUCAGAAAAAUGCUUCAGUUGAUAGUAAGUUCAUUGGAAGGGAAGGAUGUAGAAUUUUCUCAACUUAAACAGUUAGAGACAUCUGACUUCAAUGAAGAAUUACUGAGUAUCAUAUACACAGGGAUGAUCCAGUUGUUAAAGCUAGCAAUGAGAUUACCACUGGUCUCUCUUAAACCAGAGAUGUUUAAAGAUGAUUUAGUUGAACUACAAAUACCAGAAGCAUACCAUGAAGACUUAUCCAGUGUUAUUUUUGGAUCAAGGAGACCACACAUAGAUACCUAUGCCUUGGAGAGCAGACCCAGAUUGCCCAGACUUGAUUCAUUUAAGUGGAGAGCAGAUGUUGCAAUAUCUACAAGUGUAUUAAACAGAGCAUUAGAACCUACAGUACUUAUGGAAAUGACUUUAAGUAAUGGAAACAUUCAUAAAUUUGAGGUACCAACAUCAAAGUUUCAUGAACUUCGAUAUAAUGUGGCAUUUGUUCUGAAAGAAAUGGAGGACAUUGAACAAAGAAACAUAUUAAAAAUUCAAGAUUAACAAACCAAUAUACAAUAAUGUACUGCCCAAUACUCAGGAUGAAGAAGGUCAAUUGCAAUAAAAUGAAACAUUCCUGUUUUUGAUACUUUUUAGAUACCACUGUGUCAAACAUAUAUUUAAGAAUUGAAUGCUUCUUUUUGUAAAUUCAUUGGGGUGUAAAAGCGUUGACCGAAGUACAGUUUGUAUGAAGCGUGGAAGUGCUUCAUUCUAAAAAUGUGCGCACGGUCAACGCUUUUACAACCCUAUGAAGUUACAAAAAGAACCAUUCAAUACUUAUAAUUACAUUUUUAGCUAUGAUCAAGAAAACACGAAUUUUAUAACUUUUUAUUCAAUUCACCUGUGCACUUUAUUGUGGGACCACGUGUUAUCAUGAAUGAAAAGUUUUAUUGAGUGAUGCAAUUGCUUAAGGAAUAACAUGUGAUGUGCAGUUAGCCAAUCAGAAUAAAGUAUAAUAAUGAAACAUACAUCAAAUGUAAUAAUUGACUAAUGUAUGAAUGAUUACUAUAUUGGUGCAUGAUCUUAACAAUGUUUUGAAAUUUGAAAAUCUUUUUUAUCAUUGAAAAGCAGAAGUGAGAGUGCAGGUUGUUAAAGUUGGUGAUAAUAUAUAAAUGAGAAGAUGUGGUAUGAUUGCUAAUGAGACAACUAUCCACAAUAGUUAAAAAUUGAGUGGUGAAGUUUCUUCCCGAGGCAACUGAGGUUUGAUGUAACAGGUGAUUAUUAUCAAAAUAUGUAUAAUUUAAAAAAAAAAAAAAAGAAAGAAAAAAAAAAGUGAAGUGAUAGUAAUCAAUUUUAGGCGACAUGUAACAGCAUAAGCAAGAAGAACCACUCAUAUGAAAUUGACGAUAAUUCAAAGGCAGUUAUAUUAGUAUUGUUACAUCUCCAUUGAGAUUUUAUGACCCAACCUUACAGUUUUUACUUCUCCACUUGUGGUUCUACUAAGUAUAAAGUUUUCAUAAAAAAUAAAGUGUGAUUUGGUAAGAGGUACCACCUAUUAGGGUAUUUUGUAAGCAGCACAUCUGUUUUCUUGGUAUAUAUUUUGGCCCUGUCACUUGAAUUACAUGAUCUGUAUUCUGAAUGUUCAUCCUAUGGUUUUGUAAAAUAAAGAGAUUAUCAUACACUGUUUCUAUUUUAAUUGUAACAUUUGCUUCAUGUUAACUUGGGUUAGACAUACAUCUGUUUCAAUAUUUUCUUUCCUUUUCUUAUCUUGUUUAUAUUGUGAUGUUAACCUUUAUUAUAUGAAUGUCUAUGUACACUUUAAAAUUGUGAAAUAUAAUUUUAUAUCGUGAAAUUAAACGAUUACAGAUAUAUAGCAUGUAAAAAAGUAUUUUCUGCCAAAUUUAGUGUGUAAUUUCUCAAUUUUUAAAGGCAAAUCCAAAAUCUACAAUACAAUUAUUGAGGAAUAACUGUUAAAUGUAUUUUCACCCAUUCAAGUGAAAACUGGAUUGUAAUAUGAAUAGAAGUUUUUUUCUUACUGAUAUCAAAUUAAAUAUUAUUAUAUAAUGUGAAUAGCAAUAAACUUAGAUAAUAUUGUUCACGUACUUAGCUGUUUAUCGAAGAAUAAUGUAGAAUUUAUUUUUAAAACAAACUUUUAUUUCAA
Messenger RNA from Mytilus trossulus (common blue mussel), 2442 nucleotides. RefSeq names its product COMM domain-containing protein 5-like. Gene Ontology annotation, cellular component: nucleus. Bases 183 to 845 code for a protein of 220 amino acids. The transcript is spliced from 7 exons. Lineage: Eukaryota; Metazoa; Mollusca; Bivalvia; Mytilida; Mytilidae. The record is from RefSeq and is a predicted model, not a curated record.